This is a messenger RNA of Guyanagaster necrorhizus, 793 nucleotides long. RefSeq lists its product as uncharacterized. Lineage: Eukaryota; Fungi; Basidiomycota; Agaricomycetes; Agaricales; Physalacriaceae. The coding region runs from base 168 to 629 and encodes 153 amino acids. The transcript has 3 exons. The record is from RefSeq and is a predicted model, not a curated record.
GUUUAGGCUGUCUCUUGUUGUUACCUGGCUCCUCGGACUGUCUCUUUUGUUAUUCUGGCCAAUUUCAUUUCUCGGCCUCCGCAUUACUGGAGGUACCGGAUGACAAGGAACUCGGUUCCAGUAUUAUAACAGAAUCUUGGUCCUUGCUAUUGCUGUAACCGCCCACCAUGGUCGCAUAUGAACCUCCCGCAACCGCCUCUGCCAGUCACAAAGCAUUUGCCGAGUACAUCAAUGCCUUUGAUGCCUUUGACGCCGAGAGGCUUCUAGCUACUUUCGAUGACGACAACUUCACGUUUACGCUCUUGCCUAAAGCGAUGGCAGUCCCAUCUAUGAACAAGGCCCAGUUUAAAGGGUAUUUCUUCGCAUCCGUGCUGCCAGCAUUCAAUGGCAUGUCUUUGAAAGUACAUGAAGUCAUAGAGGCCGGAGAAGGCACCAUCGUAGCACAUGCUCAAUCCGAUAGUGUUUCCAAGCUCGGAACGGAGUGGCACAACGAGUACAUCUUCCUCUUCAAGUUUGCGGCUCCCAAAGGCGGUGAACUUCCUAAGAUAACUUCAUAUACGGAAUAUGUGAACAGUGCUAUGGUCGCCGGAUUUAUUGCGGAGGAGACAAAGAAGAGAGCCUCGCUGUGAAGAACCCAGGACUUGCAACCUAGAGAAUAUGUCUUCAACGACACAGUGUACCGUUUAGAUGAUUAUCAUUAGACUUCAAUGACCACGAUAGAAAACGACAGUAUUAUCAAGGAUCAUCGAGAACCAGGAACACUCUCAUCAUCGUAGCUAUUCCUCUGGCUGCA